AUGCAGUCUUAUGGAGCAGAAGAUUGGGAAAAUUUAUCCAGCAUUUAUUCCCUUUAUUCUGAUGAUGGGUUCUAUCAGGAUGAUAAAUCCCAGCAGGAAGGUUUCGGUCCCUCUCAGAAUCAGCUACAAACAUCUUUGGAUUAUGGACUUUUUGAUGACCACAGGUUUGAUAUUUUGUCUCCAUUACCUCAAAUGUUUCUGGAGAAGACUGCUAAGCCAGGUGAAAUUCAAAAUGGCAUUCAAUAUGGUGUUGAGCAUGUUGCAACUUAUUUAACCUCGCUUAAACUGCCAAGAAAUUACCGCAAUCGGUUCAAACGUUCGAGCAGUGAUAAAACAAUUCAGCCAAGCAAGGACACACCCUUCACAAAGGUUAAAAGCCAAGGUUUGUCGACGGAGGAAAUCAUGAGGAUUGCUGGAGCAAACUUUAUUCAGUCCUCGACCAAAAUGGCUGAUGUUUCUUAUAUGCUUAAAAAUCCUUUUAAUCUUUCUCUCUCUGGCUUUUCCAGUGAAGAGACCAAGAAAGUCAAGCUAUCUGAAUCCCUUCUGGCUUCUGCUGAGCAAAGUAUGCUCUUCAAGCCCACCACCUUGGCAUGUCACCAUGAUGCGCCCUUCACUCAGCUGAUUGCACAGUUAUCUGGAAUCCAAGCCAUUAUUGAAAACGUGGCUGAUGCAAAGAGGAUUCAUGUGAUUUAUCUUCCAAUCAGGAAUGGAGUGCAAUGGACAGUGCUGAUGCAAGCUCUGCUGUCACAAUCUGAAUGCCUUCUUGAGCUUUUGAAGAUAACUGCUGUUGGGACUACUUCGAAACAUUCAAUGGAAGAGACUGAGAAUCUUUUUGAGCUGGAUGCUGAUGAAACAGUAGCUGUCUACUGUGAAUAUUUACUGAGGACCCUGCUUCCACUUCCUGAUGGACUGGAAGCUAUAUAUGAUAAGAGUGAUCAAAAAGCUCAAUCCAUGUAUAAUGGUGCUCAUGCCUAUUUUGAUUCACUUGAUGCUUGUAUGGAACCAGUUGACCAAAACAGGAUGAUUAUAGAAUCGAUGCACUUUGCUGAGGGAAUUCGGAAUACUGUGGCCACUGAGAGAGAAGAAAGGAAGAUUCGGAUUGCAAAGGUUGAAGUCAGGAGGGGAUUCUUUUCCCGUUUUGGGUUGGAGGAGACAGAACUGAGCACAUCAUCUCUGUCUCAAGCAUAUCUGGUGGUUAAGAAAUUUGCUUGCUGGAGUUCUUGCACUCUUGAUAUGGAUGAUAUUGCUUUAUUCUCAUAUGGAUAUUGCUUACUUCUCAAACGGACAUUGCCUUUGGCAUAA
Molecule: messenger RNA, 1302 nt
Organism: Dovyalis caffra
Lineage: Eukaryota; Viridiplantae; Streptophyta; Magnoliopsida; Malpighiales; Salicaceae
Source: the annotation of a GenBank genome assembly